Molecule: messenger RNA, 882 nt
Organism: Chaetomium fimeti
Lineage: Eukaryota; Fungi; Ascomycota; Sordariomycetes; Sordariales; Chaetomiaceae
Product: ChaC-like protein-domain-containing protein
Exons: 4
Coding region: 1-882 (293 amino acids)
Biological process (GO): glutathione catabolic process
Cellular component (GO): cytoplasm
Molecular function (GO): glutathione specific gamma-glutamylcyclotransferase activity; gamma-glutamylcyclotransferase activity
Source: RefSeq, a predicted model, not a curated record
AUGUCGGCUCAAGAUACUGCCGCGGAAGCAGAUGAGUUCUGGUUGUUUGGAUAUGGGAGCUUGAUCUGGAAACCUCCUCCGCAUUUUGGUCCAGAUAGGCGAAUCCCAGGUUGGGUGACGGGUUAUGUCCGAAGGUUCUGGCAGGACCACCGCGGCACCCCCGAAGCCCCGGGCCGCGUCGUCACGCUGAUCUCGCGCUCCUACUGGGAGCAGCUGACCGACCACCAUGACUCGGCCCCGGACAAGGUCUGGGGCGUGGCCUACCGCAUCACGCCCGACCGCGUCGCCGAGGUCAAGGAGUACCUCGACAUCCGCGAGAUCAACGGGUACACGAUCCACUACACGCCCUUCCACCCUGCUGCCACCGCCGCCCCUACCAACCCGGCCCAGCACCCACAUGACCACCACCACCACCACCACCCCGGCCCGAUCCGGACGCUAGUCUACAUCGGCACGCCCGACAACGACCAGUUCGUCGGCCCGCAAGACCCACAGCAGCUCGCCGAGCACAUCUACCGCAGCACUGGGCCGAGCGGGCCGAACCGGGACUACCUGUGGGGGCUGGAGGCGGCGCUGGACGAACUGAGCCCGGAGAGCGGCGACGAGCACGUCACGGACCUGUCGAACCGGCUCCGGGCGGUCGCCGCUCGCGAGGAGGCCGCGGCGGCGGAAGGGAAGAAGGCUCCAGGCGUGGAGGAGGCGAUCCCGGGCCCGCCCGCUCCUGUCGACGUCGGCGUCGGCGUCACUACCGGUCCGGAACAACCGCCAUCGUUGCCAUCGCCGUCGGUGCUGCGGCGGGAGCAGCAACAUCAUGAGCAGCAUCACGACUUCAGAAAGGUCAGCAGCAUAGACGAGCAGGAGGAGACGGAGAAGACUUCGUGA